Messenger RNA from Anopheles cruzii, 918 nucleotides. RefSeq names its product serine/threonine-protein kinase 40-like. The transcript has 2 exons. The annotation marks the transcript as partial. The record is from RefSeq and is a predicted model, not a curated record. NCBI's taxonomy places the organism in Eukaryota, Metazoa, Arthropoda, Insecta, Diptera, Culicidae.
AGGCUAUUACUCAAAGUCUCUAUAAUUGAACAGACCUCCCCACCCGAUCCUCGCCAGGAUGUCUCUGUCUCGGUGAUCGCCUUUGUUUUUCAACAGCUGGCGCAAUAAGCGUUUUUCCUUCGUAGCUUCGCCAAAGAAAACUCCAGCCCGAUUUGGUCGUCUGCUGCCGCGGCAACCUAACCGUUCGCCGUUUGUCGUUUGUUGCCUGUGCGGUGCGGUAUCUACGGUGCCAGUGUUCCGGGGAGUUACGUGCCGUCUCUUGGACCGACGGAGUUUGGAGAAGUGCUGCGCAGUUGGUGGGCGACGCUGUCCGAGGCGCGCGAGGGGAUGUUCCGGGCGGGCAGGAAGCAGCUGGGCAAACGGCAAACGGCGAACGGUAACAUUAAUGGGGCUUCGAAGAAACUUCGAACCGAUCAGCGAGUACCAAACUUUGAGGAUACGGCAGCAGGAAAGGAAGCUGACCAGGGCGUACCGGAUCCGAAAGGGAUGCCGGACGACGGCACGGCCGGUGGCUAUUCAGUGCUAACACACGAACGCCGCGUCGUACGUGGCCAGACCGGGAAGAAGUUUCUUGAUUGUGAAAUUCCUCGCUUCGGAACGCUGGUCGAGCGUACACGUUGCCGAUCGGCGGGUGACUACAUUAUUGGCCACGAACUGGGCACGAGUCCCGGCGUUCUGCAGGUCCAGUACCUGGCGCGAAAGGCAGGAACCGACGAGUACUAUCUGUUGAAGAUUCUUAGCUUCGAUCCGGGCUCGGAAGUGGUCCACAAGGAGGUGAUCCAAGCGAAGAUACUGCAUCACAACGAGUACACGCUCCUGUCGAUGUUGGCCGAUCUCGAUGGCGUCAUCAACGAGCGCGGUUUCUUCAGCGAUUACGCGUUCGAGGAGCGCGAACAGGAACAACCGGACGGUUCAUGG